AUGGCGCAGAUACGCGGCACAGCUGGCUACCAUUUGGGAAACCAAAGCCCCUUUGGCAACUCCGGGCGCAACGACGACAUGAACAACGACCCGAGUCCCCUCGACCAACUGAGGGCCCAGACAAGCAAACUCGAGGACAUGUUGGACACUGUCGCCGAUCCUAUCAAGCCUUACUUGCCAGCAAUUGGCCGCUUCCUGAUUGUCGUAACUUUCCUAGAGGACGCGCUACGCAUAGUAACUCAAUGGAGUGACCAGCUCACAUACCUUAAUAACUACCGACGCAUCCCUAAUGGUUUAACGCACAUGUUCCUUAUUGUCAAUGUCAUCGCCAUGACAGUCUGCUCCAUUGGUGUUAUUGCCCGGAAAUACUCUGAAUUCAGUGUCGGCGGGCUCAUGGGCGUGGUUGUGUUGCAGGGUCUCGGAUACGGUCUUGUUUUCGACCUCAACUUCUUCCUCCGCAACCUGUCGGUUGUUGGUGGUCUUCUCAUGGUUCUCUCUGACUCGUGGGUUCGCAAGAAGUUUGCUCCGGCUGGUCUUCCCCAGCUUGAUGAGAAGGACAAGAAGAUGUACUUCCAGCUCGCUGGACGUGUUCUUCUGAUUUUCCUCUUUGUUGGCUUUGUUUUCCGCGGCGACUGGGGUCUCUGGCGAAUCAUUGCCAGCAUUCUGGGAUUCAUUGCCUGUGUCAUGGUUGUCGUUGGCUUCAAGGCCAAGUUCUCUGCCGUUAUGCUGGUGCUGAUUCUCAGCAUCUUCAACCUCUACGUCAACAACUGGUGGACCCUGCACCCGCACCACCCUCACAAGGACUUUGCCAAGUACGACUUUUUCCAAAUCCUCUCGAUUGUUGGUGGUCUCCUUUUGCUGGUCAACAUGGGCCCUGGACAGUUCUCCGUCGACGAGAAGAAGAAGGUUUACUAG
Molecule: messenger RNA, 915 nt
Organism: Bipolaris zeicola 26-R-13
Lineage: Eukaryota; Fungi; Ascomycota; Dothideomycetes; Pleosporales; Pleosporaceae
Exons: 4
Coding region: 1-915 (304 amino acids)
Biological process (GO): Golgi organization
Cellular component (GO): membrane; endoplasmic reticulum; endoplasmic reticulum-Golgi intermediate compartment
Source: RefSeq, a predicted model, not a curated record